Rhodamnia argentea is the source of this 875-nucleotide messenger RNA. Its product is annotated as mediator of RNA polymerase II transcription subunit 20a-like. The transcript is spliced from 5 exons. NCBI's taxonomy places the organism in Eukaryota, Viridiplantae, Streptophyta, Magnoliopsida, Myrtales, Myrtaceae. The record is from RefSeq and is a predicted model, not a curated record. Gene Ontology annotation, molecular function: transcription coactivator activity. The coding region runs from base 34 to 786 and encodes 250 amino acids. Gene Ontology annotation, cellular component: mediator complex. Gene Ontology annotation, biological process: regulation of transcription by RNA polymerase II.
UUGAGCCCGGCCCGCCCGGUUCGAUUUUCGGGCAUGCCAUUUUCUUACGGAAGCCGUCAGUCUAUCAGUCGCUCGUUCCUCGGGGAAUUUCGGCCGUCUCUGUUCCUCGCAGAAGCCAUGCCUCUCAAGUGGGUUCUGCAGUGGCAACCAAAUCCGGGGACGACGGUGAACAGCCAGAUCCUCGCGGAAGUCUCUCAGUGCGUCGAGGGCAUCAAUGGCGUCAAGGAAGGCAGAUGGAAGGCUACUCUCACCUACUACAAACCUAUUCUUCGAGACCAGGCAAUGUCACCGGAAAUGCCGCGGGAUUUCAUCGGGAUGUCGCUGCCGGAGCAACCAAAUAAGUACUACUUCACGCUCCGGAGUCACCGGAUAGUUGUCGAAUCUGAUGUCUCGGUUCAGAACAUAAUGGAGAAGUUGCAGUCUUACAAAUCGAGAGUUGCCCUUAUAUUCGAGGGGUUUCAAUAUCAACUCGGCGACUUUCAGUUGAGAGUGGGGAAAGUUGUUCCGAGUCAUUCUGAGAAUUUGAGAGGGAUUGUUAUGGAGGUGGAGUAUUUGCCUAUUUCUUCAUUGGAAAAGUCCAGACAAAUCAUGGAAGAGUUCAUUGAUAUAUGGCAAGAAGCAUUGUCAAAAAGAUCAUUGCCAGGUCAUUUUAUUCAUGUAGAGCCGAACUUUUCAGAAUAUGGGCUCUCAGACCACUAUACUUCACAACACACAGCUGUUCAGUAUGCUACUGUAAUGGCUCAAUUGAUUGCCUCUGCACAAGCUGUGUCAACAGUGAGAAACUAAGACCCACAGUGUCUAAUCAUUCGUGUUAGCAUAUUACUCUUAUGAGUGGGUUGAUUAGUUAUUAGUGAAUUUUUGCUGUAUUUUCUAAA